Oryza brachyantha (malo sina) is the source of this 1045-nucleotide messenger RNA. Its product is annotated as probable plastid-lipid-associated protein 8, chloroplastic. Bases 24 to 683 code for a protein of 219 amino acids. The record is from RefSeq and is a predicted model, not a curated record. NCBI's taxonomy places the organism in Eukaryota, Viridiplantae, Streptophyta, Magnoliopsida, Poales, Poaceae. The transcript is spliced from 4 exons.
UCAGCUUAUCACCACAGAAAGAAAUGUCGGCUUCUGCAGCGCCCACGCACGUCCGCUUCUCCUCCGCCGCACUUGCACUCGCCGCUCUCCGCCGGCCCCGCCGCCGGUGCGCUCCGUCCGUCCGAUGCUCCCUCGCCGCAGCUCCCGGUCUCCGGGCGCCGCCGGAGCUCAUCGACUCCAUCCUCGCCAAGGUGAAUGGAACUGACCGUGGAGUUCUGCUGCCCAAAGAUGGGCAUCAGGAAGUUGCUGAUGUCGCACUGCAGUUGGGGAAGUAUUGCAUAGAUGAUCCUGUCAAAUCUCCACUAAUAUUUGGAGAGUGGGAGGUUGUGUACUGCUCGGUACCGACAUCACCGGGAGGGCUUUACCGGACUCCUCUGGGCCGCCUGAUAUUCAAAACCGAUGAGAUGGUUCAGGUGGUGGAGGCUCCUGAUGUUAUCAGGAACAAGGUGUCCUUCUCCGUCUUAGGUUUCGAUGGCGCGGUAUCUCUGAAAGGCAAGCUGAAUGUGCUGGAUGGUAAGUGGAUUCAGGUCAUAUUUGAGCCGCCGGAAGUGAAGGUAGGUUCCCUGGGGUUCCAGUAUGGCGGCGAGAGCGAAGUUAAGCUGGAGAUCACCUAUGUCGACGAGAAGAUCAGGCUAGGGAAAGGAUCCAGGGGCUCGCUCUUCGUCUUCCUCAGACGAGAGUAGGAAGGCAGCAGGCAUGUCUGUGUACGUACCAUCAUGUGCUUGAGACCACAAGAGGGCAGCAUCAUAGCACUGGUGAUCCAACGACAUGUUUGUAUGUACAAUACUGUAUUCUGUUGUAAAAUUCAGAGGUCGACUUGGCUAGCAAUGUUCUUCAGACGAUCAGAUUAGAGUUUGUCGUUGUCAAUGUAAUGAAAAUGCUUGUAGUUUCAUUGCCAUAAACACCCCCUUAUACUGAACUAUCUGUUACUGUUUGUCCUUCUCCUUAACGUAGUGAUUGACCAUCUUCACCCAAGUAUUAGAAUGCUAAUUUGCUACCAACGGUAGCAAUUCUAAUAGAUUAAUUGUAACCGAGUGGCAGGAAU